GAUUACAAAAUAUUGACAUUUUUGUCAAAAAUUCCCUUUCGAUAAUUGCUUGUGUUUAUUAUUACCGGAAAUAUUGCAGUUCAAUAGUUGCGCACCUAAUUAACGAUGGCGAUACCAGUUCGGAUAUGGAUAAUCGUCAUGAUCUUUUUCACCACCUACAUAAACUACACAACGAGAAGUAAUAUGUCCAUGAGCUUGCCCGCCAUGGUUAAACUCUUAGACAAAGGAAAAGUUGUCAAUGUGCCGCACUGCAGGAAAGGUGACCCGACUUUCAACCCGAACAAAACUCAAGACGACACUGGAGUGAGAUUUCACUGGAGCCAACAUACCCAGGGACUCGUGCUAGGUGCUUAUUUCUACGGAUACACCCCAGGAAGCCUUCCAGCUGGUAUAAUAUCCGAAUGGUGGGGACCGUUUUGGACCAUAUUCGUCGCAACUGCAGUGUCGGCAGUUUUGAACGAGCUAUGCGUGUGGGGCACUCACCUACAUGUGGGAUUCUUGUUCGCCUGCAGGUUUAUAAUAGGAUUCAUGGGCGGUCUUGUGUAUCCAGCCCUGCAAUGUCUAAUAGGCCGAUGGGCACCGCCACAAGAACGAGGCAAAUUUGUAAGCGGUCUAAUGGGUAACACUUUGGGCACUUGUCUUACGUGGAUCAUAGUCGGAGGCGUGACUAAAGCUUGGGGAUGGGAGUGGGGCUUUCAUGUUUUGUCCAUUCAAAUCGUGAUCUUCUUGGCUGUGUUUUGGGUAUUCGUAUCCGACAGUCCUGAACUUCACACUUGGAUAACUGACGAGGAACUCAAGUACAUUAAAGACUCUCAAGCGGGCGCUGUGACGAAAACAAAAGCGAUGCCUCCGUAUAAACAAAUUUUUACGUCGUUUCCAUUCUGGACGCUAUGCUUGCUUCACUUUGGAAACUUGUGGGGGCUCUACGUGCAAAUCGCCGUAGUCCCGAAGUUUAUCGCUGAAGUCAUCGGUUUCAAUAUAAGGGAUUCUGGAUUGGUUAGCUCGUUGCCGCAUCUCGUGCGGCUCUUUCUAGGACUCGGCUACGGGGUACUCGGAGACUACCUCAAACGAACGAGGUUCAGCAGAGAAGUAGUGCUCAAAUCAUUCGUAACGUGCUCUCACAUCAUUCCCGGAAUACUGAUGGCUUGCAUGGGACUCGUCAAGUGCAACUACUACGGCGCCAUCGCCUUGUUGGUGCUCAGCAUGUCGAUCAACGGAGCCGUGGUGUUGACGAAUCUGUCGAAUCCGACGGAUCUUUCGCCAAAUUUCGCGGGAACCAUCUUCGGCAUAAUUAGCUUCAUAGGAGGAACUACCGGGUUUAUAGUACCGCAGAUAAUGGGUGCGCUGACGGCCGCCUACGGGAAUAAUUUCACCGCGUGGGGUUGGGUGUUCGCGAUCGGCGGCAUAGUGUACUGCAGUUGCGGUAUAUUUUUCAUUAUUUUCGGCACGUCGAAAAUUCAGCCGUGGAACGAGAAGAAAGACGACCCGGAAGGGGCGCAAACGACUUCGGCCGGUUAA
Messenger RNA from Cylas formicarius (sweet potato weevil), 1518 nucleotides. Its product is annotated as sialin-like. Lineage: Eukaryota; Metazoa; Arthropoda; Insecta; Coleoptera; Brentidae. Gene Ontology annotation, cellular component: plasma membrane. Gene Ontology annotation, molecular function: transmembrane transporter activity. The transcript has 9 exons. Gene Ontology annotation, biological process: monoatomic anion transport; transmembrane transport. The coding region runs from base 106 to 1518 and encodes 470 amino acids. The record is from RefSeq and is a predicted model, not a curated record.